Miscanthus lutarioriparius is the source of this 1098-nucleotide messenger RNA. NCBI's taxonomy places the organism in Eukaryota, Viridiplantae, Streptophyta, Magnoliopsida, Poales, Poaceae. The record is from the annotation of a GenBank genome assembly.
AUGGAAGGCGCAGCAGCAGGAGGAGGUUCGUCGUUGGUGUUCCGCGGGUGCCAUCUGCCGCCGGGCUUCCGAUUCCAGCCCACAGACCAAGAGAUCAUCGUCUGCUACCUGAAGAAGAAGAUCGCCGGCACCGCCACCUCCGUCACCUCCAUCAUCGCCGACGUUGACAUCUACAAGUUCGACCCAUGGGAUCUCCCUGACAAGGCCAUGUUCGGCGAGGGCGAGUGGUUCUUCUUCAGCCCUCGUGACCGCAAGUACCCCAACGGUGCCCGCCCCAACCGCACGGCGGGCUCCGGCUACUGGAAGGCCACCGGCGCCGACAAGCCCAUCCUGGCGGCCGGCGGCGCGCACUGCCUGGGCGUCAAGAAGGCGCUCGUCUUCUACCAGGGGCGCUCCCCGAAGGGAAGCAAGACGGAGUGGGUCAUGCACGAGUACCGACUCCUCGACACCGACGCCGCCGCGGUGCUCGCCAGGCCCACCGCCGCCAAUUCCAUGAGGCUUGACGACUGGGUCCUCUGCCGCGUCCGCAAGAAGGGCGUCUCCUUGGGCCCCGCGGACAUGGACGACACCUCCGAGGGAAUAACAACGACGACGACCCGCGCAGCCGUUCCGGCCAACGACACCGACUACCACCACGCCGAGAUGGAGAUGGCCGCAGCAACUCAGCGGGAGGUACUGCGACAUCAUCAGGUGCCCGACGCCGGGACCGGCGGCGCCUUUGGCGACGUCGUCAUCGACUGGAACAAAAACGACGACGACGGAGGAGACGCCAGCGGCGGGCUCAGCGGGUCCCCGUCCGCCCACCAUAUGCAUCAUGAUCAGGGGCACGGCCACGGCGGCAUGGUGCCCGUGCCCGGCGCCGCCAGCGCCGCACCGCCGCACACCCAGCAUCACCAUGGCCUGGUCUCCGUGCUGGAGUCCAUCAAGAGGAACCUGUCGUUCCAGGCCAUCGACGAGCUUUACCUCCUCCAGCCCAGCGCCAAGCGUGCCAACUACAUGACGACGAUGCUCAGCAGGGGCGACGACGACGACGAUCACCAACACAGCAUAUCGUCACCCACAUGUUUCUCCAUAUCCGACACCGACGAGGUGUUCUAG